Molecule: messenger RNA, 717 nt
Organism: Adineta ricciae
Lineage: Eukaryota; Metazoa; Rotifera; Eurotatoria; Adinetida; Adinetidae
Source: the annotation of a GenBank genome assembly
AUGUUGAUAAUAACAAAUCAAUUCUAUUUGCAAAUCAAUUGUGUAAUGUUAGAUAUGUUGAUUAAUGUUCUAAUUUCAACUAAUGAUUGGCUUUAUGGAUGUGUUGCUAUUGAACGGUUAUUAACUGUUUCAAAAGGUAUUAAAUUUGAUCAAAAUAAAAGUAAAAGAUUUGCAAAAUGGAUUAGUUUAUGUAUAUUUCUAAUGGCAAUCUUGACACGUAUUCAAGAUCCUAUUCAUCGUCAAUUGGUCGAUGAUAUUGAUGUUGACCAACGACGAACAUGGUGUAUUGUGGAAUAUUCUUCUACUUUAAAUGUAUUUAAUAUUUGUAUUAUUCUUUUUCAUUUUCUUAUUCCUUUUUUGAUUAAUUUAAUCUCAACAAUCAUGAUUAUUUUACUAAUGGCUCGUUCACGUUCAACAAUUCAAAAUUUAACAACGUUCAACGAGCAUUUAAAACAACAAUUUCACAAAUAUAAACAUCAUUUCAUUGCACUAUGUCUCUUAUUAAUUUUAACUUUACCACGUCUUAUCAUUUCGUUUAUUAGUGGAUGCAUGAAAUCAUCAACAAAUCCGUGGUUAUUUCUUCUCGGUUAUUUUCUUUCAUUUAUUCCAUCAAUGAUGACAUUUUUUGUGUUUGUAUUAACAGCAGAAAAAUAUAAAGAAGAAUUUAACACAGCUGUACAACGAACUAUUCGACAAAUUCGCACUCGAUUUAACUAA